AUGAGUUCUCUAAGUAACAAGAUUAGGUACUUGGCUCCAGUACGGCAAAAAAGAACUUUAUUGCUUCUAAUAUGUGCAAUUUUACUAUUUAUAGCACUUGGAUCACUCAAAUCAUUGUCAUUAACGAAUUUGCAUCAAAAUAAAAAUACUGAGAUUGAUAUACAAUCAGAAAGACUGAAAAUAACUAAUCCUGGGUAUCGAAAUUUUGGCACACGGGAGCAUGAAAGUUCAAUGGGAGACAAAUGCACGCUUUAUUUUCAAGAUUUGGCCAAAUCUUCUUAUCCUGGUAUAAAUCUUCAAGAUAUGGAAGCAAAAGGCUUCAAUACGCUUGCGUACAGGAAAGACAAGUGGAUAAAAAAGUACAGACGAGACUUAAAGUUGCAAUUGAAGAGACAGAAGGCCCAAUACACAAAUGAACAUGACGCUGAAGGAAUGAGACGCCUCCUUGAAGAGAGUAUGAAGAUUGUACAAAUUGAAACGAAAAUGACCCUUGAUUUCAAUCAUAUGAGAGUCUUUGGAAGCUGUUUGGCUGCAAAUGCAAUUGAAAAUGUGAAAAAUGUCCAAUCCGUGGAGAGUGAGAUAUUCCCCUGGCUUUCAACCAAGUGCCCCAAAUUUGAAGAUAUGAGUGGGAAUGUUCUUGAAUAUGGGAAGACACCAUCCAAUUCUGAACUGAGUCCAUUCUCAGAGGCUGAGAAGAGGAGUUUCCUUCAAUAUUGGAAGGAUACUAGUAGCGGAAAGGGGAUAGUCAUACCUAUUACCAAGAAUGAAAAUAUUCAGGUAGAUCACAUCAAGCGACUCCUUAGAACGUUUUCUUCUUUAAAAAAUACACUCCCGAUACAGAUCUUGUACAUAAAUAACGAUGUUGGCUUUAAAGAAUCAAUAAUCCAAGCUGCUAAGGAAUCUAAUCAAGCUGUGUGGUUUGUUGAUCUUCUGCCUGUUAUCGCAUCUUCACUAAUCGAGAAUAAAAACGGUGUUGUAUAUUCACCGAACUUUAUCUUGGGCUUAUCGACCAUAUUUCAUUCCUUUGAGGAUGCAGUCAUAUUGUCGUAUCAGGCGAUUCCAUUGUUAGAAGAUUUUGCUAAUAAAUUGUUUGAAUCGGAGAACUAUUUGUACUACGGCUUAAAGUUUUUUAAAAAGCCUUCAUAUCAGACGUUAAAGAGGACGAAGUUCCCUGAUGGAUUCUUCGAAGUAACCAAUUUAAUAAGAACUCAACUUAUGCCUAACAAGGAUGAUUCACGUGUAUUUGGGAUGUUUCAGAGACUGGAAAAAAUCUCUUCAACGAAGAGAGUACUUGAAGAUACGUUCCAAGAGUAUAUUGAUCCAAAUAUGAUGGUUAUCAAUAAGGUUAAAGUUAUGAGUGGCUUGCUUGUUGGUUGCAAUUUACAAUUUUAUAGAAUGUUUAAUGUCAGAUUUGAUGAACAGUGGCCAGUACGUCAACCUGAAUUUCUAUGGUUGGGCCAAGAGAUUGCUGGUACCAAUCAGAAGGUGAACUUCAAUGCAUAUCAUGGUACUGGUAUGGGGGUUUUAACACCCGCAUUAAAAAAACCAACUAAGGUGGUAACCACCUCCGAAGAGCUCUGCUCAUCAUCUUGGGGCCAAAUCGAUGAAAAGGAUGCGUUUACGUUGUUGUAUUUAACGAGUCAUCAGGCUGAAAACUGGAAAAGCAUAAAAAAGUUUCAGUUAGACUUAGAAGAGAAGUUUGGAAUUCCAAUUACCAAAGAAAUAAAGAAUAACAUGGAUACAAGUGGGGACGAACCUGGAAUGCUUACGAUUACUGAUAACAAUUAUGAACUAUUCCGCAAUACAUUUGAAAAGAAUGUCUUGACUGUGAAUGAUGUAAUGAUUCCUGCUACGAUAAACAAAAAUGCAGGUGAAAUGAACUCUGUAGAGCCAAAAUUUGCUUGGUUGCAACAAAGGGAAUUUGGUGCAGGUGGGCAUAUGUAUUGGUGUUGUUAUAAUGUUGUGGGUAAAGUAGGUAUUGGUAAGGAAGGAAUGAUCAUAAAAUAUAGUGAGCAAGAUAGAGAGAGGAUGAAUCGGAUUACGAGUGUAUGGAUGAAAGAUGUGUAG
Dujonia railenensis is the source of this 2067-nucleotide messenger RNA. The record is from the annotation of a GenBank genome assembly. NCBI's taxonomy places the organism in Eukaryota, Fungi, Ascomycota, Pichiomycetes, Serinales, Debaryomycetaceae.